Molecule: messenger RNA, 834 nt
Organism: Symbiodinium sp. CCMP2456
Lineage: Eukaryota; Dinophyceae; Suessiales; Symbiodiniaceae
Source: the annotation of a GenBank genome assembly
AUGGACGACGAUGUCCAGAUCGCCAACAUACAUAUUCUGAACUGCAGCAUCUUAUCCGUGUAUGUUUGGAUAGCCAUCGCGGUGACAUAUGUCUCCGAGAUCCGCUCAAUUGCUGUCGUUGGGAUCUGGCUAGAUCUCGCCGUGCAACUGGGUUGUCUAGUAUUCGGUGAGCUCGUCAACUAUUUCAGCUGGGUGGAAAUACUUGGACGCCAGCUUGGCCGAUAUCAUUGGAUUUUUUCCUUGCCGAUUUUUCUUGGGUUGAGGUCCCUGGCUGCUGGCAAGAAUGGUCACUGUUUGCGUUUCUGGGAGGGCAGCCAACCGCUGCGUCAAGUUGAUGUAUGCAACGUCGAGGAAUGGAAGGACUUCCGGGGAAGCAUCUACUUCCGAGAUGGCGCUCUCACCCAGCAUGGUCGUACGAUGCCUGCCUUUCCCAUCAACAUCACGGCUUGUUUCGCCAUAGCCGGGGGCAAUCAACCAGACCUGCAGGAAGACUGCCACUUUAUGGUGCGACCCGUGUUCCAAUGUGAUGAUGACGGUCCCGACGGCGGGUUACCACAAUCCUGUGUCGAGCCACGUGCUUGCGCAUGGGCGAUCACUGCGAACACCAGCAGCAGCAUUCCCCAGCCGCCCCAAACCCCGAGCUGUUCCAGUUCGGGCCUCUGCGGUUUCGUUACUGACCUUGAGCAGCUCAUGCCUGGUAUGCUGCAGGUGAAUGCGAGCAUGAGCGCCUUUGAAGACGCCCUGGAGACAGCUGGACGGCACUUCCCAGGACUCACAGCAGCAAGCCCGUUGUUGUACCUCGUCAACCCGGUCGAGGUGACUGGAUCUCUUUGA